GGACAACACUGCGGAGAAGCGUUACUUGGAAAGAACAACAACUUCAAGCUGCAGUUUCUCCCAAAAGUUCAAGAUUUCAGAAAUGGUUGACAGCACAGUAGAACCAGGUGCGCCCAGCGCGGAGGCGGCGAACGAGGCUGUGGAGAUGACAGCUCCUCCCAAGGGGGUUUCCAGGCCAAAUGGUGUCGCGUCUGCAGCCAAACAGAUGGACUCCGCAAUUCUGCGACUGAACAAACUGUUCGCGAGCCCCGGCGGCCUCAGCGCGUUCCUCUCCACCUUCAACUACACCCUCUACCUUCUUGCCUAUCUUGAAUCCUCGCACUCCCUCGCGCAGCUCGCUCACAAACUCCUCUCCCUCGUCAGGUCCCGGUCCGCGAAACCGCCGACCGUCUCCCGAGCGUCCGACCCGACUGCCGUCCCACCAAUCGCGGCGCUGGCAGGACUGAUUUCGAGAGCCCGGACAACACUCCGUCUUUUCGGCUUGCUACCACUAUAUGCCUGGUUGAAGACGCUGAUAGCUGGGCCUAAGUCUGGCGCGGAUCCGGUGCUACAUCGCAUUGCGCUCACACAGUGCCUGAGUUAUGUGGCAUAUCAGGCGUUGGAGAACGUAUCCGUGUUGGCGGACAACGGCAUCGUCUCCAAGAAAUUCAUCGCCCUGAUCAAUCGCGGAGAUGCCACGACAGGGCGCCUCUAUCUUUGGGCGUACCGCGCCUGGUUGAGCGGUGUAUCGUGCGACUUCUUGCGGCUGGCUCGCGAGGCGCAGCUUGAGAAUCGCAGGAGAGCGAACCGUCAGCAGAUGAUUGAUGAGGGCAAGGCUGUCGCUGUGUAUGCGGACGAGGACAGGAAGUUCGAUAGCAAGUGGUGGACUGAUUUUAUGAUCGCGGCCGCGUGGUUCCCCAUGGCGGUCCACUUCAGCAGCAGCACGGGAGGCAUUCCCGGCUGGAACCUGGGCUGGAUGGGUCUUUGUGGGUUGGUAGCGGGGAGCUCGAGGGCAAGGGGAUUGUGGAGAGCUACCCUGCAUCCAUGAGAGAUGACCAACAUGUUGGGUCCCCGAGAGACUAGCUUUUAAGUUAUUGCUCCUUUCGAGCCUCUCGACGACGCAACGGGCAAGCCCGAAUAGAGCAAUUGGGCAUAUUAACUGAGGCAGUGCACAGCUACACUUGUGUACCCUACAUAUACGCUUUAACAAUGGGCUAGACUACGGAGUACUCUCUCGGACAUGUGGAUAUUGCUUUCAACCCACGUAAUCCCACUUCUCACUCCAUCUUGUACUGUAACGGUGGUACUCAGGAAAGCCCUCUCGUAGGAACGAUCAUUGGAG
Westerdykella ornata is the source of this 1321-nucleotide messenger RNA. RefSeq lists its product as uncharacterized. Bases 83 to 1027 code for a protein of 314 amino acids. Gene Ontology annotation, cellular component: peroxisomal membrane. The record is from RefSeq and is a predicted model, not a curated record. The transcript is spliced from 2 exons. Lineage: Eukaryota; Fungi; Ascomycota; Dothideomycetes; Pleosporales; Sporormiaceae. Gene Ontology annotation, biological process: peroxisome fission.